AUCGUUGAGUAAGUGUCGUUUUCCUUUAUGGUUGGCAAAUUACAACCAUUGGCACACGCUCGACUACUCCGUUACGUACAGUUUCCACCACAGAAAUUCCACAUUGAGGAUAACAAAUUCGUCGGGAUUGGAGAUGAAGGUGGUUUGCGCCCAAACCAGACACUCAACUCGAGACGAGACGUCCGUGAUGCUUCUGACACAUUAUACGAUGGGGUGUCAAAGCGGAUUUACGUGCAUGGUGUUUUAUCGGAGGGACACCAACGUGAUGGAGGUACAGGCAGGUGCGCAAACUAAAAGGAUGGAGGAUGCGUGCACUACUCCCUACUUUAAUAGAGCAACGAUUCCAUACAUCACUUUAGUCACAGCAACGCCAGAAUCGAGGGAGUGUCCGUACGUUGGAAAAUUCGCCGUACGUAGUUUAAUCAAAGGUGGACGGCGAACAAGAUCGUCGACCCACAAUCGUCAAGUCGAAAUGUAUCAUUUCCGACAAAACUACCACGUUGACAGGCAUUCCAAGACCUUUUAUGGAGAAGUUGACCAUAUAAUAAGAACGAAAAGAGUUGAUCGAUUUUCAGACUGUGAUAACGAAGGCUUUUCUAAUCUUAUUGUCGGUUGUAGCUCCGCCGAUAUUAUGGAAUUUCGUUCGGAAUGUCCUACUUCAGAUUUUAUUACUUCGUACUCCUGUCAUGGCGGAUGGGAAGAAAAUGGAACGCAUUAUUUAAUAGCAACUCCUAUAAGUAGAUCGCCACAUGGAGCGCACAGAUAUUGCUUCAUAUAUCGUGAAUACGAUCCUUAUUUAUUAUUAUUUUCAUCAUCGUCUGAUAAUUGCGAUCGUUCGCUGAAGCCUGGAGUUACUGGGGACCUGAUAUUUAACGCGACCAUUAUUGGAAAAUGCGUUGAUAUAAAUAGUAUGAGUGCGCGGAACCAAUUUCAUUGGACGAUGAAUAUUAUCCCAUUAUUAAAUUUAAUUAUAGCAGUCGUCUCCUACAUUCAAAGAUGAUUCAUGACGUAGAACAUUAGGGUAAAUAAUGAAAUCUAGGUGAAAAAUCCUUCAAAGAUGAGACUGUAUUUAGCUGUUCCUUAAUUGAAACUUUCUUUUGGUUGUGAACAGUGUUUAAACAAAAAGGUUUUUGAUAAAGCCGAAUUGGUUGUGUUGUAAAUUAAACUGAAUACAGCCCUGUCAGGAUUACUGUGAUUAAUACGAUAAAAAUCGAUUAUAUAGGUUUCUAUGUAAGCGUACACGAACUAGUAGGUAUAACAUUUCUAUAAAAUGAAGAUAAUAGCAAGUAACUUUUAAAUUUUCUUCUCUUCACGUCUAAUAAUCUUUUGCUUCCCGUAGUCAUUUCCAGUACUCUCUUCUAAAGAGAGCGUGACUGAUGUAAGUUAACAUAUUGUACGAAUAGGUAACUCAAAUUUCAAUGUUCCUUUAAUUUUUUAUGACGAAAUUACAUAUCAACGGAAUUUUGUUAACCAACAUCGGUCAUAUGUUUUUAUCCCCAAAUUAUGCCGUAUAUUAUAACACAUGGCACGUCCAGAAACUAAGAAUUAAUUUCCACCCUGCUCCAAAAGCUUAGUUUGUGGAAAUGCUUCUGUGAUUAGUUUUAAUGUACUUAUCCCAAAUAGCAUUUUAUUCAUAAAGAAAAUGCUUGCAAUAAAUGAUGUAUUUUUACACUAUUAACACAGCUCAUCUAAAAAGCAGUGAUAUUUUUGGUAACUUGAAGCAAUAUUAGAAUUCUGUUAAUUUUAGUAAUCACUGUUUUUAAAAUAUCUUACAAUUGUUUGCAUGUUUACGUUAAAAAAGCAAUAAAAAUAACGUAGUAAAAUAUGCCGAUACACAAUUUUAUUUACACAAACGAGCGUAACUAUUUUUGUGUGUCUAUUUCUUGAUUGAUAACUUUUACGCAAUCUUCUUCUCAUUACAAUAAAAUUGCUCUUGGUCCGCGAAAAACAACUAACACAUUGCGUAAACGUUAUUGGGAUGGCCGAAGCCAAAAAAAAGACAAGUUGUGCGAAAUGCAAUCAUUGUAAAAUGUAUAUAUGUAUUUUAUCGAGGACUAGUGGUGUAGAUUAGAAUACUAAAAUUAUUUAGAAUAAAUCCAAACAAUUCUACAUCGUAUUUGUAGAAAAGUAGACUGUUUUUAAAGGCAAAGUAUUUAAAAAAGUUUGGAAGAUCGGUGCCUUGGAUGUUUUGUUUAAGAAAUAAACACAAAAGAUGUUAAAAAUGAACAAAUGCAAAUUGUUGUAAUAAAUAUCUGUACAUUUAAGAAAUAAAAAUAUAAAAUUCUA
Molecule: messenger RNA, 2286 nt
Organism: Photinus pyralis (common eastern firefly)
Lineage: Eukaryota; Metazoa; Arthropoda; Insecta; Coleoptera; Lampyridae
Exons: 5
Coding region: 134-1000 (288 amino acids)
Source: RefSeq, a predicted model, not a curated record